GUUUUGUGAACCAUGGCCUCAUUCUACUCGAAGCGAAACUCAGUGCUGCUGAUCUCUUCUCAAGCUACCACGCUACCUUUUUUAUCAUCAUGUCCGGUGUCGUGACUGACGGUGGAACGUUCUUCCCUUCGCAGUGGUCUUCCCCAGACAGAGUUACAGAAGAAGUCCAGCAGCUGUGUGAACAGUAUCGCGAAGGCGUUGAGAAAGUGUACAAUGGAGGAAAUAGGUUUCAGCAGUUCACUCCAACAUACUUCAUGAUGCUGACCAAGAAGGAUGAGUACAAGAUCACAAGGAUUAAGGUUUGGAUCAAUCCGAUUGCGCAGAUUCGUCUUCAAUUCAAGCAAUUCACACCAAUUACGAACGCGCCUAUUGUGCUAUUGCCAGAGGUGACGGCCUAUUGCGACGGAAGUCUGGAGGAAGGUCCCCCCGAGCACUAAGCCAGACAAGGCGCUGUUCGUGUAUUUAUUUUACUUGUGUCAUGCAGACUUGCUCAGCAACCAUUUCGUAUGCCAUUUCUCUUUUCUUUGUAUGAUUUCUAAAUCAGAUGACUAGAAAGUGCAUUCAAAAUCUCUGUGUUCUGCCUGUGUCUCUAUCCACCUUUGUACCCUCCAGUAGCAACGGCGUGUGUAAACUUCUCUUCGUAUUCAUCUUAAAUAGCCUCUACCGAUGAAUUUAUUCUUUCUAGAGUGUCCUUCCUGUAUCAUGAUGAAGCCCAGAGUUGGGAAGCGGUAUUACGAAAUACGAUACUUGUAACAGAGAAUAAUGGUUGUUUUGUACGUUGCGAGGACGUCUAA
Molecule: messenger RNA, 794 nt
Organism: Sycon ciliatum
Lineage: Eukaryota; Metazoa; Porifera; Calcarea; Leucosolenida; Sycettidae
Exons: 3
Coding region: 90-437 (115 amino acids)
Source: RefSeq, a predicted model, not a curated record